AAAAAGUCAGCUGUCAAUUGUAUUGCAAUUUGCUCGAAUGUCUGAUUGUAUCAAUACUUUGUUUGUGUGAAAUACAAAAGCGUAAAAACUGUUCCUGGAAGUGUAAUCGAAGAUCUUAUUUCGGAGAGUGCUGAUUUUUUUGUUUGUUUUGAAUAUGGAUAUAUACGGGUACCCUGGUUAUCCGUAUAACCAGUCUGAUGAACUAGCAAAACAAAUGUUCGCCCAGCAAGCAUUGGCUGUGCCUUUUAACCGAGGUAUACAAGAGCCGCACGUAAUGCCUGCACCCUCUGGAGCGCCGUGGAACGCGCAGGGAGUGACAUGGGGACUGGCGGCGCCGCCCCACCUGGUGCACUUUACUGCCUUGCAUCCAGAAGUGGAACAGAAAUUUCCGCAGCUCCAUUGUAAAAGAAAGAGUCUGGAUGUAGAACCGGUGAUACCAGCAAAGCAGCUUAUCACAGAAGAGAAAAUGGCCGCGCACCUGAACAGUCUCCACAUAUCAUCGGAAUACACACCGCACGCACUAGCAACAGUCAAUGAAGGCAUGGAUGUUGGCAUGGAACCAGUUUCCGAGAAGCUGAAGGGUCACACAAUAGUACUGUCCGAGGAGUUAAAAAAGUUACAGGAGGAACCCUUGCUACCUGCAGCCCUAAUAGAUAGAUUCGAGAAACCUCGAAUGUCCCUAGUGGUAUGGAAACCACGAGAAAACAUCCUAGAGAAAUUAAAAGAAGAUGACAAAGAAUUAGAAAAGGAUGAGCCACAGAAAAGGAAUGGUGUCCUAGCAACCAGCCAUCCAUCUUCAUCAACACCGGAGGAUAUUGACAUGUAAAACCUGUAUAUGUAAGAACAGAGGCCAGGCAAACCAUUACCUGCAUUUUUCCCCAAGUAAAUAUUAAAACUUGAUCAUAUAAAUGUAUUUGAAAGGAAAUGCAGGAUAUGUGUGCGAUGGCACUUCUAUGAGACUUUGACACUGUGUACCUAUUUGAUUGUUUGUAAGUCUAUCGAGAUAUUAUUAAGUAUCUUGUUUCGCGUUUAGCCAUAAAUUUGGUGCGGUGUUUUUACUGAAUUGAUUUUGAUUCGAAAUUGUUAUACAUUAUUAAUGUUAGUUUAGGUACUGCUUGCAAUAAUGUUGCAUGACUGUUUUAUUGUAGAAAAUCUCUUAUAGAGGAACCAUUUGUAAUUCUCAUCUGGAAUAUUCGUAUGCGUAGAUCAUAAUCUAACGCCGAAUGUAAAUAACAAGGAAAUACAGACCCUGCUUUGGAUUAAGAUUAUAAAUACAUAACCAUCAAAGGUUUUGCCAUUUCGUUUGUUGGGACGAUUCCUUAAAUUAGCUCUUAUGCAGUAACCAAAAUUUGUCGACAUUUGAAAAAUAAACCAUUGAGACUAACAUCGAUGUAAAUUAUAAAAAUUGUUCUACUAUACUUGUAUUGGGCAACUCAUGUUUUUUAGUUGUAGUAUGUGCACAAAUAUCGUACUCCCAUUUGACAACCUUAAAAGAUUUUGUUUUUUUUUUAUUGAAUAUAUAUAUAUAUAGUGUAACCUACCUAGUGUAUCAAAAUUUUAACAGUGUACUAAUAAUUUUACUGUAAAAUAUUAUAGUUAUUAACUAUUAAGACUGUAGGAAUAAUUGAAGAAAGUUAAAAAAAAAAUUACACAUUUUUUGAGAUUAUCCACUCUUAAAUCAAGUUGUAAUAGUAUUCAAGUCUAAAAUAUUGAUACCAGUCUACUGUUUUUUUGUUUAUGAAUAAGAUCUAAAUGUUAUUUGAUGUUGCUAUAAACGUUUUACACUGUAAUUUCAAUCGCACAUUAUAAUAAAGAUAUUGAAGCGCUGCCAUAUGUUGCAAGGGGACAGAGAUACAUGAAAAAAGGAAAAUAUUAAGGUAAUUGCAUCUCUUUAUUGUUAUACGUAACUAUAUUAUAUAAGGAAAAAUUAAACAAGUAAAAAUAAUAAGAUUCAUCAUCAUCAUCAUCAUCUCAGCCUAUCGCCGUCCACUGCUGAACGUAGGCCUCUCCCAAAGAGCGCCAAAAAUAAGAUUAUCAAGUGGCAAUUAUCUUUAAGACAAAUCUAAAUUUCUUAGCGUAAAAAUACUAUGAAAAUACAUGGUGACAGUAGAUUUGUGCGCCCAGCCAGAGUAGCGCUGAGGCGUUUGGUGACGAUUAUUAUUGAUAUUUCUCUUUGAAGGGUAGGUCUUCGCUUAGCAAUGGAACGUCUACAGGCGGGUAUUUUUUUAAGGCCCCGGGGUUUUUACAGUCGGCGAACGUCCGAUAUACUCCCUUAUCAGCUAUCAUGAACUUAUCACUCAGAAAAAAAGAUUGCGCUCCAAUAAUAUUGUUGCCAUUGUAAAUAAAAACAGCCAAUCUUUCAACACCGGCAGUCCGUCUUUUAAAUACCAACCGUUGGUUGUGCAGCUGUUUCAAGCGUUACCUGUACCCCUUGCAAUAUAUAUCAGUGCCAUAGUUUAUAACAUUUGUAUACAUAAAUUUACUCUUAUGGUUAAGUUUCGCGAGGUGUGUGCUAGACGUGUGUGAGGAUGAAGAUUUUGUACCGUUUAUCUUUAGAAAUAAAUUAAGUAACCACGUUAAUAUUUGUGUUUUGACUCUGUAUGUAGAUGACGAUGUAAUAUGGUGUUUCUCCUCGAAUGUUCUUGUCAUUUUGAUGUUAUAAUACGUAGUGAAAUAAUAACAGGAUUGCAGUAUUGAGUUACACAUAAAGAAAUAAAGCAGUAUGAAAAUGG
Molecule: messenger RNA, 2732 nt
Organism: Trichoplusia ni (cabbage looper)
Lineage: Eukaryota; Metazoa; Arthropoda; Insecta; Lepidoptera; Noctuidae
Exons: 3
Coding region: 155-826 (223 amino acids)
Source: RefSeq, a predicted model, not a curated record